This is a messenger RNA of Acanthochromis polyacanthus (spiny chromis), 5987 nucleotides long. It is a transcript of the gene tacr3a, whose product is annotated as tachykinin receptor 3a. NCBI's taxonomy places the organism in Eukaryota, Metazoa, Chordata, Actinopteri, Pomacentridae. Gene Ontology annotation, cellular component: sperm midpiece; plasma membrane. The transcript has 5 exons. The coding region runs from base 335 to 1573 and encodes 412 amino acids. Gene Ontology annotation, biological process: G protein-coupled receptor signaling pathway; positive regulation of flagellated sperm motility. The record is from RefSeq and is a predicted model, not a curated record. Gene Ontology annotation, molecular function: tachykinin receptor activity.
GUUUGUGCCACUUGUGCGUCACCGAGUGCGCACGGCGCCCUGCCUGUUGCUGCUGGAGGAGAAGCUGCGCAUUCACACUCACAUUCAACAGGCAAUGAAUGACACUUCACAGCAUCAUCCACAGUUUCAGCGCGCUAUAUUAGUUUCACACUCAAAGUUGCGGCGCGGUUCCAGACUGGGAUCUUGGAGAGGAUGCACUUUUUCUUCUGUCUUUCUUAGCGGUGAUUAACUUAUGCGCCAUGGAGCCUCCAUCCUCUCCCAACUCUCCGGCUUCUGCGGUUAAAUCAAACUAGACUAGAGAGCUCCACUACAUUCGGGGGAAGGCAGAGGAAGGAUGGCAUCUCCACAGAACGGAUCCAACAUAACGACGAACUACACCAACCAGUUCGUGCAGCCGCCGUGGCGCAUCGCUUUGUGGUCGAUUGCGUACAGCUCCGUGCUGGCGGUGGCGGUGUUUGGAAACCUCAUCGUGAUAUGGAUCAUUCUUGCCCACAAGCGCAUGAGGACGGUGACCAACUACUUUCUGCUAAACUUGGCGUUUUCGGACGCGUCGAUGGCCGCGUUCAACACUUUGAUAAACUUUAUCUACGCUGCGCACGGGGACUGGUACUUCGGGGAGGCGUACUGCAAAUUCCACAACUUCUUCCCGGUCACAUCUGUGUUUGCGAGCAUCUACUCCAUGACUGCCAUAGCUGUGGACAGGUAUAUGGCCAUCAUCCACCCUCUGAAGCCUCGUCUGUCAGCGAAGGUCACCACGGGUGUCAUCAUAUGUAUCUGGAGUCUGGCUGUGGUUCUGGCCUUCCCUCUCUGCUACUACUCCACCAUCAAAGCUCACCCCAGCAGGACCAUCUGCUAUGUGGCCUGGCCUCGCAAGGCAAAAGACACGUUCAUGUAUCAUAUCAUAGUUACCGUUCUGAUCUACCUGCUGCCCUUGGUGGUGAUGGGCAUCACUUACACCAUCGUGGGGGUGACGCUGUGGGGAGGUGAGAUCCCAGGAGACUCAUCUGAUAACUAUCACGGACAGCUCCGGGCUAAAAGGAAGGUGGUGAAGAUGAUGAUCAUUGUGGUGAUGACCUUUGCCCUCUGCUGGCUGCCGUAUCACGUCUACUUCAUUGUGACGGGUCUCAACGUGCUUCUGAGCAAGUGGAAGUACAUCCAGCAGGUGUACCUGUCAGUAAUGUGGCUGGCGAUGAGCUCCACCAUGUACAACCCCAUCAUCUACUGCUGCCUCAACAGCAGGUUUCGAGCUGGAUUCAAACGAGCAUUUCGCUGGUGCCCGUUCAUCAAGGUGUCCAGCAACGACGAGCAGGAGCUACGCUCCAUGCGGCAUCAGCAGACACGCCAGAGCAGCACAUACACGCUGUCACGCAUGGAUACCACCGUGGUGGUGGUCUACGACCCCACUGAAGGCGAUGGCGUAGCUGGAGGUGGCCCUGGUACGAAGCACUCCCUGCCCACAAGGAAGAGAAGCUACAUGACGUCUCGCCACACAGAGAUCACUGGCUGCGAUGGUAACGGUGUGAAAAUGCAAAAUGGAAGCGCUCCAAACGCUCAGCCUGAGGAAUUCUCCUGAAGAGUUCCAGACAUGCAUGCAGCAGAGUAUUCACAUGUUUAAAGGUGUAUACACAUGCAUAAUACACUGUACAUACAGCAGUGCACAUGGUGUUCGCUUAGCUUAGACAUAAAGGCACUGUAUAAAGGCAGACGGGGUUACUUCAGCAUGUAGAGAAGUUUAAACUCGCGUCCCAUCAAUGUCUCUCUACAUUAAUGAAACACUGUAAGAAGCUGUUCUUACUUCAGUGAAACAUUUAGCUGUGAUUGAGCAUUUAAACACUGCCAGUGUGUUUGUUGUGGUCUAACUAAAUUUCUAUUAUGGAACUAUGGUCUAGUUUGCAUUUCCAUCUGUUCUAACUGUGAACUUUAUGUGCCACAGAGGAUGUGCUGUGUAUCAUUCAUUUCCCCCUGCAGCCACAGACUAGCGACUACAGCAUCACCAAUGGAAUAGCUGCUGAUUGAACUCUGUUUGGGUCCAUAUGUGGCUCUUAGUUUGACUUUGGGUUAUGUAACUGUUGCAACAAACAUUUCCUGGUGACUGACUGAAAGCCAAGCCAGAGGUGAAAUCCAGUAUACAUUCUCAGCCUGUCAAUAAACAGGCUGGGAAUGAGCUCACUGCAGGCAAACUGGCCACCUAGGAGCUAGUGUGUCAGUGCCGCUUGCAUUUUUAUGUUUUCAACUAAGCAGAGGGAAAAAAAACAGAGAAAGUUGAACGGUGAAAGUCCAUUAGCUGCUUUAAAUGCCUUUCUACGAUGUGUAAUCAGAGAACACAUCGGUUUUGGCAGCUGUUGGGGUUUCGAGAAUGUUUUUCGUGUGUUGCAUCCCUGCUUGUGUGCACCUUAAGUGUUAGGUUUACACCAAGCAGCACACUAGACAAUGCCAGAUUGAUUAGUGGAACCAUGCUGACUCAGUACACAGCAGACACAGACAAAAACAUGAGUACGGCUGAGAAAAACUUUACUGUAUGUGUUGAUAGGUGUUGUUGCAAUAGUUUUGUCUGUUUUAAAUUAAAUUUUAAAAAUGUAAAAGUCUUGAGCACUUGCAUAGUCACAGUAAAGGCUAUUCUGUUUAAACAUUUAUAGAUUGUUUCAGAUGUAUAGUUUCACAUCUAUAUUCCUUGGUAAUUGACAUAUUGCAGUUUGUCACAUUAUAAAGAAAAUACAUUCCUACAACUGUGUAUAUAUAUAUAUAUAUAUAUAUAUACACAGACACAGUACCAUUUAAAAGUUUGUUUUCACUUAGAAAUGUCAUUAUUUUUGAAAGAAAAGCAGCUUUGUUCAAUGAAGAUAACAAUAAAUGAAGUCUAGAUGUUGUUAAUGUGGUAAAAGACUAUUCUAGCUGGAAAUGGCUGAUUUUUAAUGUAAUAUACAUGGGAUACCAAGCCCCAUUCCCAACAACAACCUGUGUUCUAAUGGUACACUGUGUUAGCUAGUCGCAUUGAAAGACUUAUUGAUAAUUAGAAAACCCUUGUGCAUAUAUGUUAGCACAUGAAAAAAAGUGUGAGUUUUCAUAGAAAACAUGAUUUUUUUUCUUUUGAAUGGUAGUCUAUAUGGAAUAAUAACAUGAAAUACAUAAAUUCCAGCCAUAAAACCAUAAGGUAAUGGUCUUUAUUGUUCCUACCAACAGUUUUGAAUGUCAGGAGACCUCAUGAAAGUAUUUACUUAAGAAUGUGAAGAAAUACAUGUUGUGCAUGUCAGUGUUAUGCAUUAUUUAGCUAUUUCCUAUUCGUUUUAUUAAAGUUGGUUUAACUAUUUGUAUGUGGUGAACAAGCCAUGUUCAUCUUUCUCUAUAUAAAUAUGUUUGUUUGAAUGUAUAGCACAAUGUGUGCCUCUCUCUGUAAAGUGUAAGCUAUAUUGUUUGUUGUGUCUAAAGGAUAAGUAGUUCAUUUCAGCCUGAGCCUUGUUUCUCUUUUUCUGUUUUUUCCCUCAUUCUGUCACUAUAAUACACUAAAAUUGACUCACUACACUUUUACUUUGCAGGAAAUGCUUCUUUCUCUGCUCUUUUUCUAAAAGACUCAGGGUGAAAAAACUAUUUUGUCCUUUAAUAACUAUAUGACUCUUAUUGCUGGCAAAUCACAAGUAUAGUAGUAAUUUCAGAUGAGGAAUUGUCGUAACUCUUUGUCAUUGAUGAUCGUAAUUUUACAAUUCUAUAUCAUGUUUCUUAUAAUUAUUAAUUAUUCUUAAGCCAACAGGUUUUCCAUUGCUCUGCACUGGUCAGUACUGAUGUAUGUGUUUAAUGUCACUUUACUGCAGCUGUCUUCACAGUAUCAUGAGUGUUUACAAGUGGCAUGACCUGCUUUUGGUGAAAUGUGGCUGUAAUAUGUUGCUUUUUUUUGGUUGACAAAAGAAAAAACAAAUAAGCAACAGUGGGUUUUUUUGUGGUAGUCAUCAGAAACAGCACAGGUAAUUGUGACAAUCCACAACUUUUCAACAUCUUUAUUUACACUGAUCAGCCACAACAUUAAACCACCCGAACAAGAAAAGUACCCAGAGGGCGCAGUACUCUACCAAGUCCGCUCAGCCAUUGUAUCAUUUCAGAUAGAUUAAAUCUUUAAUAAAAAAAAUGACCUUGCACUAAGUAAAAGUGUGUGUUAGGCAUGUGUACGUUAUGUAGGGACACAAAAUCACAAGACCUAAAUAUGUAGCGGGCAGCGAGAAUUGAUGGGACUUGGAAACACCCCCACAAUUUAACGAGUUGUUCCUUGUAUCAUUUCCAAUGGAUAAGUCUGAUAAGUCCAGAGUGGUCAAUUUGUAGUAGGAUUACAAUCAUGUGAUCAUCAGCAGGCAGCUGAUGUAGUGUUCACAUGUUGUCAUAGUUACAGUGACGCCGUGUUGCUACCUCACAAUGAUAUGGAAAUCUUUAACAAAUCCAUGGAUCCGGACUAUCAGCUGCAUCACUGCCAAAAUCUAAUCAGUUGGUCCUUGUGUUAUUUCUGACCUUCCCUGAAAAUUUCAUCUAAAUCCAUCCAUUUUUGAAUAAUGUUGCUAACAGACAGACAAGCAGACAAACCAACAUGAUCGAUUACUCCACCAAGGAUUGUGGCAGAGUAAUCAAUCAUGUCAUAACUAAAUAGGGAUGGGAGUCGAGUUGAGAACUGGUUCUAAAGUUCUAAAUUUCACUUGUCCGAAUCAUCUGCCUCCGAAGCGGUUUAUUUUCUCUAACUGAUGCUAAAACAUUUUCUCAAACUCUGAACACUGUGCUGCUGGAAACUUGCAUCUAAAAGGAGUCAGAGGAAGAACUGGUCCAAAAUGUGGCUUCAUUUCAUGACAGUGCCAGUUGUAAUGUCCGUAAAUAGUCAAGUAAAAUGGAACGGUUGCAGUAGGUUGAAACUUUUUCUACGAAACAUUAGCUUGAAUUCCAGAAUAGUUUACUUUUGAGUAAUGUUGCUAACAGACAGAUAGACAGACGUAUGCCAAUUGUUGGCGGAGUGACAACGUUGUGUAGUUCUUCUUCAUGCUGACAAAACAGCACUAAUCUAUUGGGGAAUUAACUCUGCGGUGUCUGGUAUUGGGACGUUGGCUGGAGACUCUUUGGGUUCUGUAGGUUGUGUUGGGUGGGACCUCUGUGGACGGGUUAGUUCAGGCGCAUUUCACAAAAACUCGAUUACACUGGGAUGUGGGGAUUUUGGAAGCCAAGCCAAAACCUUGGGCACUUUAUGCAGUGUUUCUCAAGCUGUUCCUGAGGAUUUUUAGUGAUGUGAUGGGUGUAUUGUGCUUCAUCUGCAACAGUGCUUCGGUGGGUGGUACAUAACAGAGCAACCAAGUUUUCCCAGCAAAGCAGUGCAUUAAAACAUCAACGUUAUUCCCUUUAGUGUUGUGGCUGAUCGUGUCUGUUCUUAAUUUUAUACUAUUUAGUACAGAUUCAACCGUGUAAAAGUAAAUUGCGUUCAUGUUUCUGGCAGUUAGGUUGACUACAUCUUAAAAUAACAUUUAGAUUUUGCAGUUAUAGUUUUCUAUGUCAUAACUUCUCCUAAAUCUAAAAUAAUUUUCAUAUUGACUCCUGCCCAGCUGGUAUAUAAAACACUUUACAUGCACUUUUGUAAGCCGAAAAGCAGAAAUGCACACCAUAUCAGCAGAGAAAAUGAGACAAGAAGAAUCCAACUAAUAACUACUACUGCCUUACAGAGAUUCAACAGACCAUAAAGCAUGAUUGACACUGUACACAUAAUCCUUACCACUGCUCUCUAGAUGUCAUCACUGCACCUCAUAGAUCCCCUUCAGCCACUGAACAACAGCUCACUUUUUUUAUUUUGUGUUUUCAGAUCACCUGUCAGACCAAUAAAAUGCAGUGCGAUGUCCACUCAUCACCAAAGAAAUCAUUAAAACUAAGAAAUGUUGUGGAUUCUGGCAUCAGUUUGACCUCUGAUGAAGUGCCAAUGUGUGUUGUUUCUCUGUUAUGCUAUAAAGGAUGUUUAAUAAACCACUACAAAUUCA